Messenger RNA from Zychaea mexicana, 458 nucleotides. RefSeq lists its product as uncharacterized. The record is from RefSeq and is a predicted model, not a curated record. Lineage: Eukaryota; Fungi; Mucoromycota; Mucoromycetes; Mucorales; Lichtheimiaceae. Bases 40 to 273 code for a protein of 77 amino acids. The transcript is spliced from 2 exons.
AUUGACAUAUCGGUACCUUCAACAUAAAUAUUUUGGAUUAUGCUCGGUGUCAUUGGCGUUGUCUUUAUCAUCUUCGUUGUAUUUCUGCUUGAGACGCUACCCACAUAUUCCAAUACUGUAGAUGUUCCGAAAAUGCAGCGGCAACCAGGCAAUCAAUACAACCACACGAGGGAUCCCACCAGUACCUCGAGAACGAAACAAAUGAAUACUCCACUGAUGCUGCUUCUCGGGGAAGCAGCACUAAAAAAUUUUGAACACCUUUUUUCCUAUUAGCUUGAAGUAUAAACGGUGCAAGUCGUUUUAGGAAGCUACCCCCGUUCAGGAAACCGUUUCGUUACUUUAUUUAUGCCCGACAUUUGCUUAGCUAUGGUCAUCUCUUGCAUGUAGUUCGGAAUCCAUUCAAGCAAUACAUAUUGUCAAUGCUUCAGAUAUUUUCCAAGAAUAAUAUCAUAUUGAUG